CCCCAUCAACCACCAACCCCCCUCCUCCCGCCCCUGACUGGAUAUCCUGGGUCCCUCAAUUCAGAAUUGCCAGCCCAAGAGGAGAAAAUACAGCAGCCUGUCAAGCCUGACACGAAAGGACCGCUAGCAAAAGACUAACACCCUCCAUACGACGUCGAUUGAACCCAGCAGACCCAGAACUUUCCGGGUUAUUGACUCUGUUCCUCAUCUAAAUCCACCCAUCGUCUCGCCUCCGCCUGCGCCUGCGCUGCUGCUGCGCUGAAAGGAAAACCUCGACACUCCGCGACAGAAGAGUAUGACUCUUAGCUAAACCUUGCGCAGAGCAUCUUUUCAAAAGCCCUCUCCACUUUCCGGAUUCCUUCUGGUCACCCAGCAUCCUGGGCAUCCACAUCUAUCAUCCACCUCACUGUCACCUCUUACCAUUGUCCUCAUUCCACCGCCCCGUCACUAUGACUGUGCCCGGGCCCUGAUCUCACUAAGCUCAGAGGCAAAAGAUUCAGACAACGCUUCCAAACACUCCUAUAGGCGCCAUUUUCUUCUUCAACCUCCCUUUGGAACAUUCCGACGCAUCUGGGAAAUCAAAUGUUUGUGCUGAAUUGGCAUUGCGGCUGCGCUGUUUGUCCUUCUCCCGUCGCUCUUUAGGAUCUUCUGAUUGUCAAAAUACUGUCUUACCCGGACAACUAAUUACACCCUCACCGUCUCCGUCUCUCACCUGUUGCAUCUCGCCGGCCUUCACUUCAAUUGGACGCUUUGAUCACCCCGUUGACGUCUUCUCGAACGAAGCACCAACCGAGCACACGACGCAUACCCUUCCGCCACGUUUACACCCACACAGGCCCGUUCAACCAGCCAAAUACCGCCCUUCUCGUCGCAUUCAAGGCCACGUUCCAGCCCGACAUUUGGCGCUUCACAAGCCGAGACAUUCCUACAGAUCCCCUGUCGUGGUUACACUGCGUUCUUCUGUGACACGAAGCGAAGCUUGCUGGCGGGAAGAGUCUCGGAUAUACACAGCGGAACAGCCUUCUAUCUGGCAGGGUCCCUGUACAACUCAAGGACCACACCCUUGUCGCCCAUUGCCGUGGAAAAAGAUACUGGCGCACUGAGAACUUUGACUGAAAAAGUACUGUGACCCUGGCCAAGAAGGCUACAGUCCAAAAAUUCCAGUCCCAGUCUCCGCAAGCAUUGCUUGGAACAGAGUACACACUUCUGGCAGGAUUGGGCACAAGGCGUGCGACAUAACACCUCUGUCUAGGUAUCUUCAGUCAAGCAGCGGUCAACUCAGGGCGAAGUCCAGCGCAAUGGUUAAGAAGAAAUCAACCUCAAUCGCGUGGCCAUAUACACCUGAACCUUCACCUCGUCUUGAACCUCUGGUUUAUCCGUUGGUCAAUAUUCCUGAAGACUUCACCAUGUCCGAGGAAGAGUUACCUCGGGCACGGCCCAUCAGUAUGGCAGCUCGAAAAGAAGGUGUCCUAUCACCCGGAGGAAGACCGACUUUGGACGAUGUGCUCAACAAUAAGGCACCGUCACCUUACACCCUAGCCGCGUAUACAGCAUUUCUAUCUCAGCAACACUGUCUAGAAACGCUUGAAUUCACCACAGAGGCCAAGAGAUACUCGAACAAGUACGAUGAGGCGUCAGCCAGCAUGGGAGGCAUGCCCCUCACAGUAGAGACGCAGGAAGGAUGGGAAUUGAUACAGGACUGGACACGGAUUCUCGAAAUCUAUGUCAAGCCAGGUGCUCCGCGGGAAAUCAAUUUGCCGGCAGAGGAACGGGAUGAUUUGAUCGAAAGAUCCUACGAUAUCAGACCCCCUCGGCCUGACUAUCUGGACGCUGCAGUCAAGCGCAUGUACGACUUGAUGUCGGAUUCGAUUUUCAUCCCAUUUUGCAACAGUCUCAAACAGAUGUCUCAUGCCCAGACAUAUACGCCUAUGUCGGAAUUCGCGGACAUGGCUGAACUAGAGCCUUCACGGCUGACAUAUGACGAGCGAGGCCUGCAUCGCCGGAUGCCUUCGCGCCGGCGGCGAUCUCCUCCGCAUACCUCAGCUGUGUCGUUUGAAGCUACUCGAUCUCCUCCGCAGCAACAUCGGCCUACACAGUCCUCGUCGUUAUCGUCGGCAUUGGGUCGGCAGAGUGGGGCGCGUUUGUCGACGCACGUAUCACAUUCGUCUGCGGUCUCAGAAAGCGCAUUGACUGAUAGCAGCGGAGGUCCGGAUAGUCCCCCUGUGGGCGAUCUUCCAGAAGCUGAAUCAGUGAUAACCCCACCGACAACGCCGCCAACGAGCGAGCUGGGCGGGACUAUAAGUCAUGGGAGCGGAAGCGGGUUGGCAAGUGUUAAAUCGCAUCGAAGUGAAAGUGGCGGCUGGAAGAAGGCUAUGAAGCUCUUCAGCGGCGGCAAGAGGAAGAAUGGCAGCAACGAGCACGACUGACAUGCAAUAAAGGCGUCCUUUGUGGCUUCUCGAAACAAGACGGUCUCCUCGUUGAAGGGGGUAUGCCUGAUUAGGCGAUAAUGUGGGUUUUCUGCAACGGGAUUACGAACGGAAUAGGGAAUGGGCGUGUGCCAACCGGGGACAAAAGCCGGCAGCAUUUUGGAUCAUGGGAUGGUAAUGGAGUUCGCAAUGCGACUACGAGAUAUGAUUUGGCAUGAUGGCGUUGGACGAUCGAUUUUUGACUGGAAAAUACGCGCAAGGGUUCAGCACUUUCUCCUUCUCUCUGGGAUGUUCUUUGUCUGCUCCGGUCAAGAGGCCGGAUUCGACUCUUCUUACAAGAUUCACCUACGUUGGGGGCGAGUAGAGCACGAUAUGAGAGGAAAUACCUGGGUCAGGGAUAUGAGACGAGUGGAGUCUGCCAGUUCGGGAGCGGAGCUGGACAGAAUUGGGUAUUUCUCAAUGUACACAACAAGUAGUGGGGAUGAUAUUGGUGAUACAGCUUAGUGGAUGCUGAUGCUAUGGGAUAAUCAGUGGUAGUGAGUGUGAGUACCUCGAGUCGAGUACCGCCCGCGAAAUGAAGCAUGUGUCGUGAGCUCCCUGACCUGACCUGACCUGCCACUUGCUCAUGAUCCUUCUCGCCUUCUACUCCACACUGGACAAGUCCAUUGACUGCCCUACUCUUUCCAAAGGAGCUUAACGUGUC
Cladophialophora immunda is the source of this 3129-nucleotide messenger RNA. RefSeq lists its product as uncharacterized. The transcript has a single exon. The coding region runs from base 1299 to 2426 and encodes 375 amino acids. NCBI's taxonomy places the organism in Eukaryota, Fungi, Ascomycota, Eurotiomycetes, Chaetothyriales, Herpotrichiellaceae. The record is from RefSeq and is a predicted model, not a curated record.